GUUCGAUCAAAAACGGCGCCAGCAGCAUCGGCUCGAGGUCGCCGUACAGUGGUCACAGCGGCGCUGAUCUUCGGCACGUUCCUUGUUGGCUGGACUCCGGCCAGCAUUUUGUUUCUGCUCACUGCUGACGGCAUGCCACUGUUCCGCAAGUCCGGAGUGCUGAUUAACGUGCUGUCGAUCGUCGUUUUAAUCAACAUCAUGAUUAAGUCACUGACAAAUCCAAUCAUAUACGCAACGAGUACGAUACCUUCCGUUGAAGAAGUUGAUGCUGUUUACAUGAGAGGGGUUGUUGGCCCAAGGCAAGCCACAGGGCGGAGCCGAAGCCUGAGGGUGGUGAUGGGACUCCGGGCUGCUAAAGCACUUCCUAUGACGGCAAAAGCACGUCCCACAAUCAACAUUUGUGGUCAUUUAAUUCCAAAAGUGAAGACUGGGGAGAAGAUGACCGCCGGUAAACAAAAGUUAAGAUUUUUAGGGCCUCAUCCCUUAGCGAAAUUCAUAGUGAAUACCAGAAAUUCGGCACUUCGUCCUUCAUCGUCUGCUGUGGCGUAUCGUUCCACUACGCGAGAACGAAGUGUUCGAGAUGACUCAUCAAAGAAGGUGGAAACGAAACUGUUGCGCAGUUCUGUGCUACCUGAAUCACUGUAG
This is a messenger RNA of Ostertagia ostertagi, 645 nucleotides long. The record is from the annotation of a GenBank genome assembly. Lineage: Eukaryota; Metazoa; Nematoda; Chromadorea; Rhabditida; Trichostrongylidae.